Molecule: messenger RNA, 2276 nt
Organism: Frankliniella occidentalis (western flower thrips)
Lineage: Eukaryota; Metazoa; Arthropoda; Insecta; Thysanoptera; Thripidae
Exons: 4
Coding region: 918-1979 (353 amino acids)
Biological process (GO): sensory perception of smell
Cellular component (GO): membrane
Molecular function (GO): olfactory receptor activity; odorant binding
Source: RefSeq, a predicted model, not a curated record
UAGGCGGGGUAUGCGCUCGGCGAAUCAGCAACCCUCAUGUUCUACCCGCUGUUCUUCCUCCGUUAGUCGAAAUACACUAUGGUCAACAAUGUUUGUAAGAUUACAGCGAUAUUUUAAACAGUUAUAUAAGGGCACUUACAUACUAACCCACAUACUAUCCAGAAUCCAGACAUAUUUAACUUCAGUAUGUAACACUCUAAUGGGGUAUUCGAUUGCAGGAAAACAGGAACAUAGCAAAGCAUGACUACUCGAUCCGUUUUCUCCUGCGCGCUCAUCGUCUGACACACCGACGUCACCGUCGACCAAUCAGGGUUCAGUAUGAAAUAGGUCGGAUGCUUUUUUCUUUAGGUUCCGAUUGUCUUGCUGCAGAAUACUCUAUUACAUGCAUUAGCGUAUUACAGAGUAAAGUAUUGUGUACAUACUCGGUUCGUAUUAAAGUAACCAAUCCUCCUAAACGUAAGUAUAUUAUUCUGCAUUCCGGUGAAGCUGAAGAGCUUUGUUAUCUGUUACGAAGCAUUGUGUAACUUGUUUUUGUGAAGUCACGAAAACUUUUUGCAGCGUUCGUGUAGCUGUAGUACCCUAGAUUGGACUCCAGGCGUAGACCUAGUGACGCCUAGCGGUCUCCAAAGCAACUGCUAUAUAAAACAAUCAGAGGUGCGUAAUUCAAAAAGGUGGUGACAUUUUGACUCUUGAGGACGACGGAAAUCUUCAUCAUAUUGUUCGAUUUCACCGGCCUACAGUUUGGCAUUAGGAACGUCUUCGUGUAGGUUCGAUCCUUUGCCUCAUAAUGCACAAGUGCUGGGAACGUGUGAGAGUACGCAGCUGUGCAGUCUUGUCGUCACCGGGCCAGUCAAGUCCACGUCACAGCGUCCUUACGGUGAAAUACAGAGGUCGUGUUCGCCACGCCACCUUCAAAGAUGCGACUCAGCGGUUACCUGUCCUGGCUCUGCCUGGAAGAAGGGCGUGUGCGAAGAUGUUUGUUUAGAGUUUGUACGGCAAGGACCACAGCUCUGUACAUGGGUGCGUGCGUUCUGAUUGCGGCCACCAUCGCCGUCCGGAAGUCCACAUCCGUACAGGCAGCCAUGAUGCCCAUCACAACCCUAAGUUCUUGCUACUCAGGGUUCGUGUGUCUCUCCAUAUUCCGUGACGUACGCUUCUGGACUAUCCUGCAGGAAUUGAAACGACUAGUCGAAGUCAUGGAGGCAGACGUGUGUGAAGAGGUUUGGGUGGCCCGCACGAGGCAGCGCAUCGUUGCAUUCUCCCUCGAGACCAUGGCUUUGGCCAUGGUGACAGCAGUGAACGUUCUCGCGCACUCGUUCCGCUCCGACGACUCUCUGCUCCCGCUGUGGCCGUUCGUGCCGUACGCGGGCCCCUUGGGCUUCCCCCUCGCUCGCCUGUUCUGGGGCUGUGCGCUCUGCACCAUCCUCCUGUCCAUCAACUACCUUGUGAUAGCGCUGGGCUGCGCCACCUCUACAGCGACCGGCCUACACCACGCCCUCGCACAGCGCCUCACCUCCACAGCGAGCUCAGAGGUCCUAAGGGACGCGGUAAUCAGACACCAGCGACUUCGCCACCUUGUCAUGGACCUGACCGAUUUUUUCGCGGGACAACUGGCACCUGUCAUGGCCAGCUCGUUCUGCCACUCACUUUUCGCUACCCUCCAGGUGUUAUCAAAUGACUUAACUACUACGACUUACACUCAAAUACUUCGCGUGCUAGUGGUCUUCAUCCAGCUUUCCUACCUCAGCCAAGAGCUGUCGGAUGCUAGCCUGUCACUGCAUACGGCUGCCUACCACGUAGCUUCAAGCGACAGCGUAAGCCUGCCAGAGGAGCGCGCCCUCAUCCUGGUCAUGCUGACAGCGAGCAGGGCGCCUGCCUUGAGGUGCAGGGGCCUAGGGCAACUCAGCCUGAGCUCCGCGGGUAAAGUUCUGCGCCAGUUUUACUCUGUCGUUAACGUGCUCGGAGGACAGCGAUACUAGACGUUCUGGUAAGGUCGUCUGUAGUAAAACGACUGCAACGCAGCAGCAAUGAAACUUAUGGGGUGCUCAGCUUGCUUUAGCCCGCUAAGCUUUUGAGAUUAGUUAUGUCUCACUCCGACCCGAUCAAUACCACCCGACGGGUGCCCGACUGUGGUUAUCAGGUGAACGCAGACUUGUUUAUCCCUGGUAAUCCACACACUCUUGAGGGUCCCUUCAAAAGGACAAAUUUAUUGAUGGCGAUAUGAAUUUUUGAGCCCAUUUUGCCUAAAUAAAAACGGGCAUGCGAAUAAUAAUGCG